Molecule: messenger RNA, 794 nt
Organism: Prunus persica (peach)
Lineage: Eukaryota; Viridiplantae; Streptophyta; Magnoliopsida; Rosales; Rosaceae
Exons: 2
Coding region: 199-657 (152 amino acids)
Source: RefSeq, a predicted model, not a curated record
AAAAGAGAAUUUGAAAGCCAGGUAACAUUGGGACACGCGUCGAAGUGAGAGAAGGCGAGGGAGAAUUAGAGGCUGGGCAAUCUCCCAGUGUGAUAAGACCGUACGGAAAUGUUAGCUCCACGAGAUCAUCAGCAGUAGCUAGCAGGGGAUUACAUUAUUGGAUUGGAAUAUUCUUUGGUUUGGGUUUGGGAUGUGCAAAUGGAUAUUCAAGCUCGAAUAGGAAGCUUAACAUCCUCACGUUAUUUCUGGACCACUCGAAAUAACUCAUCAUCAUCAUCAUCUUCUUCUUCUUCUUCUUCUUGUUACUCGCCACUGAAACCUUUCUGUUCAAGAAGGGACUCUCAAGAGCCCCAACAAAACGGUGACUCCAACGGUGAUAAAUUCUCAACAGAUUGGGACAAGGCCUGGUCAAAUAUCAGAAAGCAAGGGAAAACGAAGAAGAAGAAGAAGAGCCUCUUCUCACAGUUCUCUCCAAACAAGUAUGUGACCUGGAACCCUACUCAGUCUAAUUACCCAUCAUCUGAGGAGGUUGAUCCAAUCAAGAGGACAGAGAGGUCCAACCUCAUGUUAUGGACUAGCCCCAGGUUCACUCUUGCAGGGGCUAUUGUCAUUGUCACCUUCCUUUUGGUUUAUACCAUUAUUGCACCAGUUAAGUGAUUUCAAAACUCCAACCAAACACGGGCUCAAAAGUUGUAAAUAUAUGAUGGCAUUUGUGAGGAAAUUGCUGCUGGGAUGAAAUUCUAACAAUGUGACUUGUUAUAAAUAAAUGCAAGUUCUUGUUUAUCCAGUUGUUG